CCGACUUCCCUCUCUUCCCACGACGUCCUCUAUCAUAAUAACUUCCGCCCUCGGCCUCUCGCGCGGUUGGAAACCCUAGACGGAAAACAUGGGUUUUUCCGUCGAUUCUCGCCGGAGAACCGAGAAAUUCGGCGAAAACUAGAGGCUUAAGAGGAGGAGGAGGAGAAGGAUCGAAUUCUUAGGUCUUAGUCGUCGGACGAUCCGGCGGGACUCGUGGGACGGAGGAAUGUCGCUUAGGAUCAAGGCGGUGGUGGAUAAGUUCGUGAAGGAGCUGACGGAGGCUCUGCAGGCGGACAUCCAGGAUCGGAUCAUGAAGGAGAGGGAGAUGCAGAGCUACAUCGAGGAGAGGGAGCGGGAGGUCGCCGAGCGCGAGGCCGCGUGGAAGGCUGAGCUCUCUCGCCGUGAGGCAGAAAUUGCCCGUCAAGAGGCAAGGCUGAAGAUGGAGAGGGAAAAUCUAGAGAAAGAGAAGAGCGUCCUCAUGGGCACCGCAUCAAAUCAGGACAACCAAGAUGGUGCUCUUGAGAUUACUGUCAGUGGUGAGAAGUACAGGUGCCUUCGAUUCUCCAAGGCAAAAAAAUGAUGUUAUGGACAAAGAAAUUAAGAGAAUAGAAUCUAAUGAGGGAGGCCAGGUUUAGUUGGGUGAUACCCUGGUUGAAUUUGUAGUCGUACAUGGAUCUGCGUGAUUUACAGUUUAUACCACAAUGGCAUUUAUUUGAUUAUUUGUACAGAAA
Molecule: messenger RNA, 731 nt
Organism: Elaeis guineensis (African oil palm)
Lineage: Eukaryota; Viridiplantae; Streptophyta; Magnoliopsida; Arecales; Arecaceae
Source: RefSeq, a predicted model, not a curated record